AUGAUCUCCAGCCUCAAGGAAGCGGAACGCGGGUUCUCGUCUGGCUUCUUUCGGAGCCCGGCUGAUUCUCUAUCUGCCGGUGCGUGGGGGAAGCUGCUGCUCUGCACCGAAAGAGGGGCGUGCUGUGAUAUGGGCCAAUUGACCGUGGAAUCACCGAGUGAUUUGGGGAAGGCGGCGCGGGACUGGUUCGAAAUUGAAGGGCGUGCGCCAAAGCGAGUCGAAGGUCGAAGGUAA
Molecule: messenger RNA, 234 nt
Organism: Penicillium verrucosum
Lineage: Eukaryota; Fungi; Ascomycota; Eurotiomycetes; Eurotiales; Aspergillaceae
Exons: 2
Coding region: 1-234 (77 amino acids)
Source: RefSeq, a predicted model, not a curated record